Molecule: messenger RNA, 1410 nt
Organism: Trichoderma harzianum CBS 226.95
Lineage: Eukaryota; Fungi; Ascomycota; Sordariomycetes; Hypocreales; Hypocreaceae
Exons: 6
Coding region: 1-1410 (469 amino acids)
Biological process (GO): secondary metabolite biosynthetic process
Molecular function (GO): monooxygenase activity; FAD binding
Source: RefSeq, a predicted model, not a curated record
AUGUCUGACAUCUUGUUGCUUCCUAGCUAUCCCACAGGUUCUUACAACUUUAUAAAACGGCUAUUAUCAGCUGACAUAGUAACUCCUAAUUUGGAGACUUCUGCAAAACCCUUCUCGAUUAAUGAAUCAGCCAGCCACCCGAUUUCACCCAUCAAACUGACCAUUGCUAUUAUCGGAGGGGGAGUUGGUGGCCUGGCUGCUGCCAUUGCUCUAAAGCAAGAUGGCCAUAACGUAACUCUUUAUGAGCAAGCGCCACAGCUCAGUGAGAUUGGUGCAGGGAUCCAGAUUCCACCAAACUCAUCACGCAUUCUUCAUUCAUGGGGCCUCCAAGCGGCAUUGGAACGUCAAUCCAUCCGACCUAGCGGUAUCACUUGGCGCCGCUGGCAAGAUGGAUGUGUUAUAGGCCACGCCAAACUGGGUUCGGAAAUCCUUCAGAAAUACGGAUCGCCUUAUUAUGUCACCCACCGCGCACAUCUCCAUGAUGCUCUAUAUCAACGAACCAAGGAACUGAAAGUACCAGUAAUUCUCAAUCACAAGGCGAAAAGUUACGAUUUCAACAAUGCUAGCGUAACGUUCGAGGAUGGCACAGUUGUGGACGCUGACCUUGUUAUUGCUGCCGAUGGGUUAAAAUCUAUCGCUCGAAAGGCGUUGACUAGUAUCAAUGACAAAGGCCCCGAAGGUCACGGUCUAGCAGCAUACCGUUGUACCGUGUCGAUGGCCGCGAUCAAAGCCGAUCCAUUGAUUAGCCGGAUAGCGCAGAAACCAUCUCUUAACCUUUGGGUGGGCCAUAAUCGUCAUGUCAUGGCAUAUCCUAUUGCAGGCGGAGAGCGCUACAACAUGGUCCUAACGCAUCCUGAACCAUCAUCCACUAUCCAGAACCUAUCUUCGGACGGGUUAACACAGAUGAAAUCGCAAUUCAACGGGUGGGAUCCAUGCUUGAUGAGAUUGCUAGAUCUGGUAAAUGAAGCCGUUAAGUGGCCCAUCCAGUCCAUUGACGUCCCCGACAGAUGGGCCUCUGAAUCACGGCGCACCAUUUUAACCGGCGAUGCAGCACAUGCUAUGACUCCCUACAUGGCUCUUGGGGCGGCUAUGGCUGUUGAGGACGCUGCCGCUCUCGCUGCUGCUCUACGGCAUAUGUCGCAGCCAGAAGAUCUCGUUGAUAUUAUAGACAAAUGGACGAAGAUUCGUAUUCCUGGAGUCAAAGCCGUACAUGAGGCUAGUAUUGCACAGGGGCUGAUCAUGCAUUUCGCUGAUGGGCCAGUUCAGCAGGCCAGGGAUGUGGCUCUAGCUGUAGAACUGAAAGACUUUCCGUUCGAUGAAAGUCCGAAUCAAUGGAGUGAUCCAACUAUGACGGAGUGGGUAUAUAAAUACGAUGUAGUAGAGGCUAUGCACCAUGAAUGGAUAAGAUAA